Acaulospora morrowiae is the source of this 217-nucleotide messenger RNA. Lineage: Eukaryota; Fungi; Glomeromycota; Glomeromycetes; Diversisporales; Acaulosporaceae. The record is from the annotation of a GenBank genome assembly.
AUGUCUUUUGCUAAAACAUGCCUGCAAAAUAUUAAGAAUAAAGGUAUCACUGAUGAAAUAACCGUACAGAACGAUAUAAGAAAAUCAAACAUGUCAUUAGAAGAACUUCGAAACCUUUGCCAACUUUUAAACCUUGAUUCUGGAGGAAGUAAACCUGAUCUUAUUGACCGUUUGAGAAAAAUCAGUAACAACUCAGACUUACCACUAUGUGAAUCUU